Molecule: messenger RNA, 1746 nt
Organism: Westerdykella ornata
Lineage: Eukaryota; Fungi; Ascomycota; Dothideomycetes; Pleosporales; Sporormiaceae
Product: cytochrome P450 monooxygenase
Exons: 2
Coding region: 15-1550 (511 amino acids)
Molecular function (GO): iron ion binding; oxidoreductase activity, acting on paired donors, with incorporation or reduction of molecular oxygen; monooxygenase activity
Source: RefSeq, a predicted model, not a curated record
CUUGACCCCGCAAAAUGACAUUUCUCUCUGUUCUAGCCGUCUCAAUUAUCCUUGCUUUAUUGGGAUAUCGCUAUAUUAUCUACCCGGCAUUCCUCUCGCCUCUUUCAAAGAUUCCCAAUGCUCACUUUACUGCGUCAUUUUGUCCCUUGUGGAUGCGGUGGAACCGCAGGGGCGGCCGCGAGGGAAUCCAUUCGAUCUAUAAGGCCCACCAACAGAAAGGCUCUAUUGUUCGUUUAGGGCCGAAUGAAGUCAGCGUUGCUUCGAUCGAUGGUUUGCGCAAAGUUUAUGUAGGCGGCUUCGAGAAACCGAGAUGGUAUGCUGAGCAAUUCAUGCAUUACCAGACGCCAAAUCUCGUUUCGAUGGUGUCGCCCAAAGAGCAUGCAGAGCGUAGACGCGCGCUGUCCCAUGUCUAUUCGAAAUCCUACCUCCUGAACUCAAAGGAUAUGCAGGUUAUCGCAACCGCCAUUAUAUUCGAGAGACUGUUGCCAAUUCUUGAAGCUCGUGCUCAAGGUGGUGCUCCCGUGGAUCUAUACCAAGUCAAUCGAGCUGUUGGCGUAGACUUCAUGUCUGCGUACGUUUUUGGCCUUCGGAACUCAACAAAUACCAUCUGUGACGCGACCCUUGGCCAAGAGCUUUUCUCCAAGAUCGACGCACUACUGCGCAACCUGUCAAGUGGUCAGAAGGUCAGACAAGAGGUCGAGGCUUUGGGCCUCCGGCAUUGUCAGGCUGCCAGCCUGCUUCUACAGCAGCCGUCUUCACCCCAAAAAGAUCUGUCGCACCUGUCAACAGAACCAGUUGUCUUUGCCUCUCUUCAAAACCACCUCCCCAAAAGCCAGAAAGCGAAUCUAGCAAUCAACCCUGGCGUCGCGUCGGAAACCCUCGAUCAUUUUUUGGCUGGAUCCGAAGGCACGAAGACCACACUGACGUUUCUGCAAUGGGAGUUAUCGAAACGCCUGCCACUGCAAGCCCGUCUGCACAAGGAGCUGUUCACCUUGAACCCUCCCAUCAAGGCCGAUUUCCGAAUGCAGGGGAACGCAUGCGGGCAUCGAGAGUCUCCACUACUACCCAGUUUUCAGGCCUUGGACGCUCUGCCUCUUCUUGACGCCGUAGUCCAAGAGUCGCUUCGUGUCUACCCAGCAUCGCAAGCACCGCAACCUCGGGUCACGCCGCCCGGAGGCUGCACCAUUGACCAACGUUUCCAUGUCCCAGGCGGUGUCCGAAUAAGCACCGCCGUGUUCUGUAUGCAUCGCAAUGAAGACGUAUUCCCGGAUUCUGCCUCAUGGAAACCCGAGCGCUGGAUGGAAGAGCAGGAUCCAGCGCGGUUAGAAGAGAUGAGGCGCUGGUUCUGGGCGUUUGGAAGUGGGCCGAGGACAUGUAUCGGGAGACAUUUUGUCGUGCUAGUGAUGAAGAUAAUGGUCGCCGCUAUCUACACGAACUAUACCACCAGUAUCGUCGACGACGAAAGGAUGGAGCAAGCAGAUACCUUUCUUGGGCAUCCCGUUGGGGAGAAAUUAAUGUUAAAAUUGAGCCCUGUACAAAAAUCACUAUAGUUAGAGAAGCAUUUAGUUCGAUUUACUCUAUUUACUACACUAUCGGUUGCUGGCUUAGGAGACAAUGAGACAACACCAACGCCAUGUCCUCUAAGGUUCCAACCCAGGCCUAAGCACCUCCGCAUAAUCCGGGAAGUCUAAUAAAUUACCCGUAAUGCUCGUGCAGUCUCUGCACUGCAGAUGCGGCUGUUUGAUG